This is a messenger RNA of Aureobasidium uvarum, 582 nucleotides long. The record is from the annotation of a GenBank genome assembly. Lineage: Eukaryota; Fungi; Ascomycota; Dothideomycetes; Dothideales; Saccotheciaceae.
AUGAUCGCCAUUGCUGGGCCUGGAGUUUCACCCAUCGGACCUAAAUGGUAUCUCUGGAUCUUCUGUACUGUCGAUGUCAUCUCCCUUGUCAUCCAAGCCGUCGGCGGAGGUAGCGCAGCUGUAGCCUUCAACUCUGAACCCAUUGGGAACACCAAGGUCGGCACCAACAUCAUGGUUGCUGGUAUCGAUUUCCAGCUGGUUUCGGUUGUCAUCUUCAGCGUUCUCUUCUUCCUCUUUCUCUACAGAGCAUCCGCCAAGCUCAGCCUUCCUGCUUUCAAGAACGACAAGAACAUGAAGCUACUCGUCCUCGUCACCUCAUUCUCCAUUCUUCUUAUCAUCAUGAGAAGUAUCUACCGUACAGUCGAACUUGCUGGCGGUUGGACCGGACAUGUCAUCGAGACCGAGAGAUACUUCAUCGCCCUCGAUGGUGCACCCAUGGCCGCCCUUGUCAUCGCCUUCAACAUCCUGCAUCCUGGCGUUCUGAUCAAUCGCGUUAUUACUCGCAAUGGUGCUCAGACUGCUGAAAAAUCGUCGAACCGCUCUAGCAAGCAUGACACUCCUAUAUCAGACGCAUCUGUAUGA